Messenger RNA from Harmonia axyridis, 5920 nucleotides. It is a transcript of the gene Asx, whose product is annotated as polycomb protein Asx. Gene Ontology annotation, biological process: positive regulation of transcription by RNA polymerase II; animal organ morphogenesis. Lineage: Eukaryota; Metazoa; Arthropoda; Insecta; Coleoptera; Coccinellidae. Gene Ontology annotation, cellular component: PR-DUB complex. The transcript has 3 exons. Bases 373 to 4236 code for a protein of 1287 amino acids. Gene Ontology annotation, molecular function: chromatin binding; DNA binding. The record is from RefSeq and is a predicted model, not a curated record.
UAUUAUUCAAAAAAUAUUUUAAUUUCUAUUUGUUUUAAAGAUUGAUUUAAUAGUUUAUUUUCAUUAUUCACAGAAGUGGAUGACGUAAUUAAUUAUUGUUUCGGUGACCUGUACCACAAAUUUAGUAAGAAAUGGCGGACGCAAUUAUUUAAGAAAAGGGUUUUUGUGAAUCAAUUUUUUCUAAUAUAUAGUACAUUUGCUUGGAUAUUGAUGAAUUAGAUUGAGUUUAAUCGAAUUUGUUUAAAUAGUGUAGUUCCGGACGUUCAAGGACAAUUAACAUGGGAUGAAAUAAAUCAACUUGCUUCAGUCUUUGUUGGUAUUAAAUAUAAGAUUCAAAGUACCUUUUCAGUAUUUUUGUUCAUCAGUUUCGUUAUGGAAAUAGACGUAACGGAUGAAGCAAAUACUGAAAAGAUCGAGAGCUCUUCAAGUCAAAGUGAAAAUGAAAACUCCACAAAAAUAACAACUGUCAACAACACAACAGUAUCUAAUAUUGUUAACAGAGAACAUGAAAAUAAUAACAUAUUGAAUAGAAAAGGAGCCAAGCAUGCAUUACGACAACAAGCAAAGAGAAGGAAGAAAAAUACUACUAUAGCAUCUGGUAAUGCUGCUUCUGUACCCAGAAUAAUCGUAAAGCCCCUUCCUCCUCAGUCUAUUGAAGAAAUACCUGUAGAUACACAUAUUAAUUUUCAAUCUCCACCACAGGCUAAAACAAUGAGAGAAGUAUUAGCUUCAAUACCAGGAUUCAAUAUGAAACAUCGUAAAAGAACUAAUAAGAAAUUAUCAACAGCAGCUCAACUUGAACAAACUAAGGAAGGUCAUAUUGAUUUAGAAACUCCAGAUUCUAUAUUAGUAAAUACAAACCUUCGGCUUUUAUUAAAUAAAGCCACAUUUUCUGCAUUACCUAUGUUGUACCAACAUAAGCUUAUACAAUUGCUACCAAGUGUUGAUAGACACAUGAUAAUUAGUUCCACAGAUCCUAACUCUCUUGAACUAAGUAAUUCUGGUUUGAACAAUGAGUUUUUUGCUAGGGCUUGUCUUGAAUGGCAAGAUAGAUUAGCUGAAGGGGAAUUUACACCAGAAAAUCAACAAAAAUUGAAGCUAGAAGCAGAUAAGGAACGAAGCAAAUUGGAUCCUUGGAAAUUGAAACAUUUUGAACCAAUUUGGGGUGAUAGAGGUCAUUCAUAUGGGCCUGAAUCUUCGACUUCUACAACUCAUAGUUCAGGAAGGCCACCUUUGAAAACAACAAUUAAACUCAGACACUCAACUGUAAAUAGUUCAAGAAGUAAAUCAACAAAUCCACCUCCAAUUAAAAGAUUAAGAACAGUUGGUGCAAUGACAAGAUCCUGUUUGAAAGAACUGGAAAAUAGAACAGAACCAGCAGCUCUUGAUGAAACAACAAAAUCUAAUAUUCCUGAUUUGUUGCCAAUUAAAUCUCUUAAAUCUCAUACUACAAAAGAAGACUCAAUUAGUGUAGUAGGGAUUGCUCAACUCUCUGAAAUAGAAGAGUCAAAAUAUAGUGAUAAUUUUAGUUUAGAAAAAGACAAUUGUAUAAUCAAUAUUAGUGAUACUAUAUUACAAAAUAAUGAGGAAACAAUCAUUAUAUGUAGAGCAAGUGAUGAAAGGAAACGUAGAAGAUCAGAAAGUUCAGAAAGGGAAGAACGAACUCAUAAGCGUUUAACACCUAGUCCUCUUCAUGUAGAUAUAGUGGAGGAUUCUGUAUAUACUGGUGAAAAUAUUUGCAAUGAUGCUAUGGAUGAUAGUAUGGAUGAACAAGAUCAUAAAUUAUCUGAAAACUCUGACCCCAUUUCUGAUCCUAUUGAAUUAGAUGAAAUGGAUGAAAAUAAAACCAUUACAGAAUAUGAAGAUAGUAAUAGCUCAAAUGCUCAGGAUGAAAUGUAUUGUCAUUCCUCCAUGCAAAACACAGUAAUGGAAACUCAGAAUGAAAAUGAAACAGUUGAUUUAUCUGAGUUGAACUGUGAUUUGAAAGAUGAUAACUGCUUUACCGAUGAUUCCACCACAACCGAUGGUAAAACUGAAGAAGAGAUUGAGAACAGUCCUUUUGAGGAUAUAUCUGAUACUAUCACUCUUAAUGAAUCUCAAAACGAUUGUACAGAACCUGUUGAUCCCUUGCUUCUGACAAAAGCAGAUGAGAGCUGUGAAAAACCAGAUGAUGUAGAAGAAGGUUCCUCACAAGACAUUCCGGAUACUUUUCAGAUAUUACCUAAUACUCUCAUUAUUCAGCAAGAAUCUUUGCUUAUAGAAAAGGAUUCAUGUUCUGAAAUAUGUGAAUCUGUGAAUUGUAUUCAAGAAUCGGCGGAAAAAUUAGAGGCUAGUGUUGAAGAAUCGGACCUAGUUAUAGCUCAACUUACUCAAACUACUUACAAUGCAUCUACAAGUAUUGCUGAUGAAGAUGCUAAUGAAGACCGCUUUAUUGAUGCCGAGAAUUAUGUUUUGGAAUCUGGACAGAUAACUGUCACUGAAAAAAUUGAUAAACCAGAAACAGAAAUGGAUAUACAGGCUACUCUAUUUGGAAACAAUAUGAUUGCAGAUACCAGGGAUUGUUGUUGGGGUCUUGUUGAUUCAAGCAGUGAAAAAUUAUUGCAAGUACCUCUACAAGCAUUAGAUAGUGUUACUCAAGUUGUGCCAUCUAGUAUUAUUCCUCAAGAGACAGCUGAUGUGACAGAAAAUGUGGAAGUCAUUCCUAUGAAGGAAGAAUUGGAAGUGAGAUUAGAACAAGGAAAUUUUCCUGUCCCUAGUGAUUGGCAUUAUGAUGUUAAAAUGGACUCUGAGACUGUUGCUGCCACCCUUGAAAUGACAGUCUCUCAAGAGAAAACUCAGGAGAAACCAAAACGUCUGAAUAGUUUCCCUGAUUAUUCGGCUACUAGAAACCAGGUCAAGCUAGAAUUAGAAGUAACAUUAACUCCAGAAAUUGUGAGUUCUGACAACUUGAUCACAAGUACGGUGAAUAAUAGCUGCAGUAGCGGGAAUUCAACAGUUACCCCAGCUGUGAAUAAAACUUUAACCACAGUUAUACCUCCAACUACCGUUAUCCCUCCAACAACUAUUGUGUGUUUGCCAUCUGUAGUGAGUUCAGCUGCAGUAAUGAAUUCUGGCGUGAAUGAAGUGACCCAUACCUCCCCUUUGCCAAGACCUGGUAUGGUACAAAGCUCCAGCGCCUUACCCUUUUUAGCUCUCAGUUCAUCCCAGCCCAUACGUGCAGUACCAACGCACAGUAAGGCCAAACCUAAAAUGUCCUCAGGUGGAAACCGUAAUAGAAGCAAUAACAAACCGCCUCCAGGAGCAGUUAACCUGGAAAGGAGUUAUCAAAUAUGUCAGGCAGUUAUUCAGAAUAGCCCAAACCGUGAUCAGUUGAGGUGUCAGCUGAAACCACCGCCAUCACUCCUUGCAGCAGUUGCAACUAAUAAUGCCAAAAAGGUUGAGAACAACAAGCAAACUCAAUACAGUUCAAUAACAUCAUCCAGAACGAAUAAGACUUUCACUCCGCCAUUGGCAUCAUCAGUAAGCUACCAGAUGGCUCCUGGCACCAAUGGAGUAUCGGGUAUUGGGCAGAAAUCAAGAGUUAUGCCUUUUCAACAAAGACAACCCAGUCCUCCUGUUGUGUUGAGACAUGUUUUCACCUCUGGUCAGAGAAUCCCUGUAACAAUGGCAGUUUUACCGCAAACUUCAAAUCUUAGCCCUGAAGUGGUUGAUGCUCAAAACCAUAUGGGCAAUGUUGGUCAAUAUAUUCUUGUUCAAAGAGCAAGUAUUAAUGAUCAUCAUGUACCUCGUUCUUCAAGCGCACCACCCUCACAUCCCCAGAUCGGGAAUACAAUAAAUACAUCAAAUAGCAUCCAACAAAUUAUCUCUAUGACCUCAAGAGGACGACCUGGCAGUGUUGAUACGGAGCACUCUAUUCAGGCUCAGCCAUCUAACGACUGCAUAGUGCAGAGCCCAAAUCCUGGUACGCAGGCAGUUACCCGCAGACACAGGCUACCCCCAGGCGUGGUAUAUGGAGAUGUAAGCUUAGAGAACCCUCUCCACAACUACACGAUCAUAGGAGACAAUGUUCUAGCUGACCAUCCUGCUGCUGCCAUGCAAUCUCAGAAGACAAGGUCCAAUGAUAGUUCUUGUGCUUGUAGCCUCAAAGCUAUGGUUGUUUGUAAAAAAUGUGGGGCAUUUUGUCACGACGAUUGUAUAGGACCUAAUAAGCUGUGCCGUACUUGCUUUAUUCGGUAGGUAGGUAUAUAAUAAGCAUGUCAUAUUAAGUACCUCAAUUUUAUUUGUUGGUUAUAAGGGAGUGGAAUUAAUCAAUUAAUAAUGUAUUUUGUUAUGUUGAACAAUGAUUUUUCAGUGUUGAAUGAAAAUCGUAAUGAAGUAAAUUCGUACAUUUUUAUAUGAGCACAGGGUCGAUAAUCAAACUAGAUAAAGUUGUAAAUAGCUUUUUUCCAAAAUCAAUUAGAUUUGAUGGCAGCUCAUUUGUGAUGAAUGAAUAUAUUUAAUAGAUCCCCCAUAAUUCCUUCAUCCUUAUUAUUAUAGUUAUCCAAAAAGUUAAAAGAUUCUAUGAACUAUAAGUGGUUUAUUUAAUUUUUUGCAUAAUAUUUUUUGCUGUAGAAAGAACUUUUUUAUGUUGUUCAAUAUUAUAAAUGUUUCUUGGAAUUAACUUGGAGAAUCUAUGUGCUUAAAAUCUAGGUGAAUGAUGGUAAGUGUACAUGGGAGAGUGCAAAUGAAAAUAUUUUUCUAUAUUUGAAGUUUUGGAAGUGGAUUUCGUUCAAGAUCAAGUGAUGAAUUAUUACCAACAAAUAAAAUUUUGCUACCAAAAUAAAUCACUGUGUUAUUAUUUAGAAGAAACAAAGAAGACUUGGUAAAGUGAUCACUAAAGGGAUUAGUUUUUACAUUUAUUUGUAGUAGAUAUACAUCAAUACUCUCUAGUACACUAGAUGUUAGCACAAAUUAUUUAUUUAUUUUUUAACAUUUUUUCAUUACAUAUCAUGUUUGUUUAUGAAAUAUCAUUCUACUUUCAUGAGAGAUAUAAAAAUCUCCAAUUGCGAUAUAUUGAAUACUGUUGGAAAUAGCAGCCUUUUUCAAGAAUAAAAUUGGGAGAAAGGCAAGAGUAUGAGUUAUAUACUUACUUUAUUUUCUCAAGCAUAGUUAUAAAUUUUUUUUCUGUGAUAUUAUUUUGACCUAGUUGUUAGAAAUCCAAAUUUGGGUAAUCAACAAAUACUUCAAAAGAAGUUAAUAUAUCUAUAAUUUCAUUGCUCUCCAAAUCAAUAUAGCUAUCACUUUUCUCUUACCCCUGUACUAUAUUUUCAACCAGUGUUAUAUUUUAUUUCUUCAAAGUUUUCUUUAUGUUUAAUGUAAAGUGCCAAAUAUUUUGAUGGGGGCUAUUAGAUGAAAAAUAGUUUGGAAGAAACGAAAUUUGUGUCACUAGAAAUUUGAACAGAAAAGUAAAAUGUUGUUUCAUGAAAAUAUUCAGUUAAUGACAUAUUUAUUAUUUUUAAAUGUCUUCCAAAAAUUCGAUUAAAUCUUAGCAGAAGGUAAUCAUCCUCUCACACCUAAAAUUUUCAAUAAAUACUACCUCAGAUGUUUUGAUGUUUUUCUUUUGUCAAUUUUUUGGUAUAUUCGGUGCAAUAUUUCUUGAAACUUUUAUAAAGACAGAAUUUCUGAAAAAUAUAUGUCAUUUAGGUAUACACUUAAGAUUCUCUCCACCAUUUGCUUAAACUGCUUUUCUUAGAUAUUUUUUAGGUAUUUAGAAUAAAAUGUGUAUAAUGAUUAUUUUCAUAAAUCUUAUAUAGUUUAAGAUAUAAUUUUAUGUACAGUAUCUUUUUACUUCUUGUGUCACAAACACGAUAAUUUCAAAUGAAUGUAUAUACAUAUACUGUCCUUUUUUGCUGAUUUGAAAUACAUUACAUUGUUUAUUUAA